GCUUUCUGCGGAGACUACUGAAUUCCUGUGAAGAGAUUGGGAAAUGGUGUGAGCCGCCCCCAGUCGUGCUGCAACACAGCUCUGUAGUGGCGGCGAAAGGGUGGAGGUGGCGGCGGUGGCGAGGCACAGUUCUAGAUCCGCCUCUUUCAUUGAUGAAUUUUAAAUUUUUGUGCUUUCUCCCUCUUAACCAGUUUGUCCGAGUCAUUUAUUUCCUAGAACAGAUGUAGGAAGGAUCAGGGAGGAAUCGGACAGACGCAAAAGCCUCAUAGAGUGCCUUUGGUGGCUUUUUGGGGAGGGUGGGUGGUUGUAUUCUUAUUUCUUUUAUUUUUUUUUCAUUAAAAGGAACCUUUUCAAUUAUUGCGAGUUUAUGACUGUUAAGUGACAGCUGGGGAAAUAUUACUCGGAAGAGGAAGGAUAAAAAGCUGCCCACUCUCUGUUUUUCUUGUAUAAUUAUUUUUUGAGGGGAUUUUUCUGAAAUUUAUAAUCACAAGCAUUUAUUUUCAUAAAGAUUCGAAAUGUCAGCAUUUGCAAAAGAUUUUAGCAAAGCGAUGUCUCAGGCUGGUACUUCCCCAUUCCAGGAAGCAAUUAGACAAGAACUGGAAUAUUCCAUGAAAGGAGAACUGGACAAAAUACUUGCAACUGCACCACAGAAUGAAGUAGAGCACACUAAAAAAGACCUAGAAGGGUUUAAGAAGCUCUUUCACAGAUUUUUACAAGAAAAAGGACCUUCUGUUGACUGGGGAAAGAUCCAGAGACCUCCAGAAGAUUCUAUACAACCCUAUGAGAAGAUAAAAGCAAGGGGAUUACCUGAUAGUAUUGCUUCGGUUUUGAACAAGUUAGUUGUAGUGAAACUCAACGGUGGCUUGGGCACCAGUAUGGGAUGUAAGGGUCCCAAAAGCCUAAUUGGGGUACGAAAUGAAAAUACUUUCCUGGAUCUAACAGUUCAACAGAUUGAGCAUCUAAAUAAAAGCUACAAUACAGAUGUUCCUCUAGUUCUAAUGAACUCUUUCAACACUGAUGAAGACACAAAAAAAAUCUUGCAGAAAUACAGCCAUAGUCGUGUGAAAAUCUACACUUUCAAUCAAAGCAGGUACCCACGAAUUAAUAAGGAGUCUUUGCUUCCAAUAGCAAAAGAUGUGUCUUAUUCAGGAGAGAAUACAGAGGCUUGGUACCCCCCAGGUCAUGGGGACAUCUAUGCAAGUUUUUAUAAUUCAGGAUUACUGGAUACUUUUAUCGAUGAGGGGAAGGAGUACAUUUUCGUGUCCAACAUAGAUAACCUUGGUGCCACUGUUGAUCUGUACAUUCUCAACCACCUGAUGAGUUCACCCAAUGGAAAACGGUGUGAAUUUGUUAUGGAGGUCACCAACAAAACUAGAGCAGAUGUUAAGGGUGGUACACUCACACAGUAUGAAAACAAACUGAGGCUAGUAGAAAUAGCUCAGGUGCCAAAACCACACGUCGAUGAAUUCAAGUCUGUUUCAAAGUUUAAAAUAUUCAACACAAACAACCUGUGGAUUUCAUUAUCUGCAAUUAAACGGCUGCAGGAACAAAAUGCUAUUGAUAUGGAAAUUAUUGUCAAUCCAAAGACUUUAGAUGGUGGUUUAAAUGUUAUUCAGCUGGAGACUGCUGUUGGUGCUGCCAUUAAAAGUUUUGAGAACUCAAUGGGAAUAAAUGUACCCCGUAGCCGUUUCCUGCCUGUCAAGACUACAUCUGAUCUUCUGCUUGUCAUGUCUAACUUAUAUAGCCUUAAUGCUGGAUCUUUAACAAUGAGUGAGAAAAGAGAAUUCCCCACCGUUCCACUUGUUAAAUUGGGAAGCUCUUUCACUAAGGUUCAAGAUUAUCUGAGGAGGUUUGAGAGCAUCCCAGACAUGCUUGAAUUGGAUCAUCUGACUGUUUCUGGUGAUGUCACGUUUGGCAAAAAUGUUGCAUUAAAGGGAACAGUCAUCAUCAUUGCAAACCAUGGUGACAGGAUAGAUAUCCCACCAGGAGCAGUACUGGAGAACAAAAUAGUAUCUGGCAAUCUUCGGAUCUUGGACCACUGAGAUAGUUCAAUACCUCACUUUUAUUGUGCUCUAAAGCUAGAGUUGUUGCUCUCCUGUAUUUUCCCAAAGAAAGACACCUUGAAUGAAACAUCAGAAUGGAUACUUUCAGCCACAGUCGUCACCCCAUAUCUUCUAGAUUUCUCUCUUUAGCUGUUAAGAAUUCACGUAAACAUUUAAAGAUGUAACAGAUCACCUCUACCAUGUACUUAUGUUCAUACAAUUAAAUCAUGUGUCAGUCUAAAGGAGGAAAUUUCACAGCUGUACAGGUACUAAAAUAAAUACUAUCAAAUCCUC
This is a messenger RNA of Varanus komodoensis (Komodo dragon), 2336 nucleotides long. It is a transcript of the gene UGP2, whose product is annotated as UDP-glucose pyrophosphorylase 2. Bases 516 to 2042 code for a protein of 508 amino acids. The record is from RefSeq and is a predicted model, not a curated record. The transcript has 11 exons. Gene Ontology annotation, cellular component: cytoplasm. Gene Ontology annotation, biological process: UDP-alpha-D-glucose metabolic process; glycogen metabolic process. NCBI's taxonomy places the organism in Eukaryota, Metazoa, Chordata, Lepidosauria, Squamata, Varanidae. Gene Ontology annotation, molecular function: UTP:glucose-1-phosphate uridylyltransferase activity.